This is a messenger RNA of Solenopsis invicta (red fire ant), 4262 nucleotides long. It is a transcript of the gene Nf-YA, whose product is annotated as nuclear transcription factor Y subunit alpha. Gene Ontology annotation, cellular component: CCAAT-binding factor complex. Gene Ontology annotation, molecular function: RNA polymerase II cis-regulatory region sequence-specific DNA binding; DNA-binding transcription factor activity, RNA polymerase II-specific. NCBI's taxonomy places the organism in Eukaryota, Metazoa, Arthropoda, Insecta, Hymenoptera, Formicidae. Gene Ontology annotation, biological process: regulation of transcription by RNA polymerase II. The record is from RefSeq and is a predicted model, not a curated record. Bases 1058 to 1966 code for a protein of 302 amino acids. The transcript has 7 exons.
AAAAAUUUGUAAUGACUGCUAUAACAAACUUCUAUUUUUUUUUACGCUUUUUACGCUUGUUCACAACAUUGUUUAUAUGGAUGUUAUAACUUAUUAGUGUUAUUUUUAAUUCCAGUUCUCUACCUUCAAAAGUAUAUAACAUUAAACCACAAAGGAUUUAGAAUAACAAUAUUAAAUACUUAAGGUAUAAUGUAACUUAAUUAUUUAUAAGUAACGAGUAAUGGAGAAAUUUUCUAUUUUGCACAAGUAGCAAAUAUUAACUCGUAUUUAUAAUUAUUAAUAUUAUAUGUAAUAUUAGAUGUAGUAUUGGAUUUAUGCAAAGUUAGAGAUGAGAAAAACGCUACCUUCUGUCCUCUUCUACUGCUUCAAACGCUUCUGAAACGUUUUAGAAAUUCUAAAAACUUUUUAACUCUAAUUAUGUGUGAUUGUACAUAAACAUAUUUUUCAAGUAAGAUUUCAUUGUCUUCCCGUUGAAAAAGGUUCAAUCAUUGGAACAGUACAAAUAGAAAGAAAAAAAUUGGUUGUAAACAAAAAAUUCUUUACAUUCUUGCACAAUAGGUCGCUCAAAAAUGUACUUUACCAUUUUUCUAAACUUAGACUAAAAGUAUCCUGCAAUAUCCUCAGAUUCGAAUUUACGAUUCGAACUAUUGAAAUUGUUCGUUGAAAACGCCGAGUCAAACAGUGAGAAAUUAGAAGGUAUCGUAAAAUGGAUUUACAAACAAUAAGUUAGCGGUGGAAAACAAAGGGGAAGAGUAUCCCUUUGUCCUUUGGAGCAGGAAUUGUUGGGAAAAUUGAGGAAAAUUACGCGUAAAACGCGAACUUUGAACUGCGCGCGUCGAGGGAGGGGGAUGAGACGCGUAGCUCGAUUGGCCGUCCGCGUAGCGGCGCGGAGGGGCAUCGACCGGUCUCGGCGUCGGCUGCCCUCGGACUGGCAGUUCACAUCGUUCAGUGCCACCAAUACACAAGAGCUGGGGACGGUCUUUCGCCGACCAUUGGUCCUCAAUUCGCCGACCAAUUGGGAAAGUGCCACGAAAAUAUCCAAUCACAAAAGCUCAUUAUGGAGCAGCUCAGCGAAGGACAGGCGGUUGUUGUGGGCAGCACGGGUGGAACUGUACAAGUUGUUCAGAUGGGUCAGGGUGGGCAAGCUAUGAUGCUUCCACAGGCGAUACAAGUAGCAGCCCCUAAUGGACAGAUCCAAGUUGUUCCAGUUUCCAGUCUGACUGGCACUGGUCAACAGAUAGUUAUUCAGCAGCCACAGACACCACAAAUCAUUCAAACUCCCGAUGGACAGACGUACAUCUACCAACCUGUGCAAUUGGAAGGACAAGUGCAACAAGCGCAACCAACAGUGAUAAAUCUUAAUGGUAAUAUUAUGCAAAUUGGUGGUACAACAUCACAGACUACAACUACUGCAGCUACUACAACCCCAGUACAGCCUCUGGGCAGUCCCACAUCAUCCGUGUCACAAGCGGGGAACGUCGUCAUGAUGGUACCAGGUAACAGUGGACAAACACAGUUCCAAAGAGUUGCGUUACCCAAUGCCGAGCUUCUUGAAGAGGAGCCACUCUAUGUCAAUGCCAAACAGUACAGACGGAUAUUGAAGCGUCGUCAGGCCCGUGCUAAAUUAGAAGCUGAAGGAAAGAUACCCAAAGAAAGGCCAAAAUACCUCCACGAAUCUCGUCAUCGACACGCGAUGAACAGAAUUCGUGGCGAGGGUGGCCGUUUUCAUUCAGGUCAAGUAAAAAAACGAAAUAGAGAAAAUGAAAACUCCACGAUUAUCCAGCACAUUACAACCUCAACCAGCACCGAUAAUGUUUAUACUAUAGCAAUAGCUGCUGCAAAUGUAGAUGUACAAUAUCAUGACACAGACAAUAUGGCAUCUACAAUUGUACUUGAAUUAAGUAUUUCUUUGCAAAAUAUGAUCUCUGAUGACGAUAUUGUUAUGUUGAACAGUUAUUUGAUGUAGAUAAUAUUAAAUUGAGUUGAAUAGAGAAAAAAGAAAAUCUAAAACCUAUUGAUGAACCUGUGUUGAUGAUUAUAUUGAACAUCUGCAAUUUGUAAAUGUUUCGGUGCGAUGUAUAAUAUAAUAAAUAAUUUUAUGAAGAAUUGUAAUCUUUAGAUAAAACUGUACAUGAAGUGUUCCAGAUAUACUAUUUACUUAGAUUCUAAAGCAGAUUUAUUUUUGAAUAAUUAAUGGUUACAUAUUGCACUGAUAAGCUCAAUUUUGAAGGGCAAAAAUAGAUAACAAGAAUAAUCUAUUAUAUAAUAUUAGAUAUAUUACAAAAUAUUGACAUUUUUGUGUUGCACUCUUCAACAAUUCAAAAUUUAAAGUCUAUUUGAAAUUAACUGUAAAUACGAAGAACAAUCUAAUAUCUAAUGAUCUAAUAAUAUGCAAUAUGAUAUACAUUACAAAAAUAUAUAAUGUUAAAAAUUAGAAAUAAAUAAUUUCAACACUUUUGUUUUAACGUGGAAAAUAAAAUAGCUAAAUCGACGAAAAAAUAUAUUCUGUCAUUCUGAAGCACUUUGUGUACAUAUUCAUAAGCGUCUACAAUCUGGCAGUAUUUACAUUUUUAUAAUUUACUGUAUUCAAAUAAAUAUUUAACAGUUUUGUUUAUGAUACGUAUCAAUUAAAUACAUAAGCAAUUUAAGUUAAUUUUUGUGUCUGAAGAAGAUGAGCUAUAAAUUAGAUAUACAUAAUUUUGUGUGAAUGUACGGAUUCUUCCUUAUUAAAUUUUACGUGAGUGCUAGUUAUCUAUAUUGUGAGGUGAGAGACUGAAAUCGUAAAUCGUAUAUAUUUGUGUGCUGAAUACUUUUUUAAGAUUUGAUUAAAAAAUAUUUUUUUCUCUUUUUAUGUAUACUCAAAAUCUUAAUUUUUUUUUACAAUUGUUUCUUGUUUUAUGUUAAUUUGGGUGAAUGCUUUUCGAAAAAUUGGAAAUAUUUUGCACAAAUCAGUUUGUUAAAAAAAUGCAAUAGGAAAUUUUUGUGGCUGAUGCUGUAUGUAUCUGUAUAGGUGCGUGUUUGUGUGUGUGUGUGUGUAUAAUUAAAGAAUAUAAAAAAAUAUAAGUUUUUAACGUUGUAAAAUUAAUUUUUUAUCGCAAGUGGGUCAUUCUUUAAUCAAACUCGAUUUUUCAUAAUAAUUAUGUAAAAUCCAAGAUAUUUGUGCACCUAGUGAAUAUGUAUAUAUUUCUUAUUCAAGGUGAUUCUUGUAAUUAUCAAAUAACACAAAUUUCGAAGACAUAUUGACUCUAUAAAAUUGUUUAUACAAUUUCAUUUAUCUUAAUUUUAAAUUAACUCUUAUAUAGUCUAAAUUUUAAAUAUUUUUUUAUCACUAAAUUUGAUUAUUGUUUCUUCUUUAAUCUCAAAUAUACAUUAACUCAUAAUAGAUAAAUACAUUUUAAAAUGCACAAGAGAUCAUUUCUUGCGAUAAUCAAGACAAUAGAGACAAUAGAAGAUUAUAACGAGCAUUAAUUGACUAUUUAAGUAAUCAAAUGUUAUAUUUGCUAACGACUUUUAUAAUAUUUAUAAAAUAUCAGUGUCGCACUCGUCGACACCCAUAGCUCAUAACACACCUUUUGGGAUGCGGAUGCAUCUCAAAUCGCCCAUGCGACAAUUAUUUCGACAACCAUAUAAAAAAACAGACCAUGUCAAAUUCAUUUACAAAUGGACAGCUCAUGCACUGUUACAUUAUAUUUUUGUUGCGAUUUUUUUCAUAAAUACGACAAGCAAAUGUAGUAAAUUACAUCUCCUUUUGUAUGUGUCAUACUCAGACGAUGUGUUCUUUUUCCCGGUCAUGUCGCUAAGGUGAAAUCAUUCGCCUGCUACAGUUUCGAAGUUUUGUAGAAUAUCAGUAAACACAAAAAUGUUCAGUGGGCGAAUCUGUUACAUAUGAAAUAUCGAGUUUAUAUUUGUCAGAAAAUAUUUUGUAAAAUAAACUAAGUUUGAAUAUGUAAAUAAUUGUAUGAAAAUGUGGGUAUGUAAGCUAUGCAAACGAUGUUGUGACAUAGCAUUGUAUGUUGGUACGAAUGUGUGAUACAUAUAGUUAUAUAGUGAUCUAUUGAAUAAUUAAUUGCUUUAUCCUGAAAAUACAUGAGAUUGACAAGUUGAAAAUGUAAUUAUUAUACAUGAACAUAAUGCGCACCAUUCUGUUUUCUAACAACUUGCGUAUUUACGAUUUCAUUUUAUGUGCACACUUUCAUUACUUUGAAUGUAACCCACCCAACGCGAAUCUUAUAUUUCGUUAAUAAAAUCAUAAUUUAAGAAUA